CAAAAAGUAAAAUGGCGACCUACAUCCUUCGCCGAAUGCAUUAUCAAAAACUGCAAAAAUUCUACGUUGUUUUGAAUAGUCAACAGAGUUCCUUACUUGGGAGGGAUGUUGUGACACCAGUUUGUUCCUCCCUAAGACUUUACUCAAAGAAUUCUUCAUCUGACAAUCCACCAGCAUCCUCUACCACAGAAGACAAAAAAAAUGUGGCCAAGAAGACAAUUCUGCUUCCUAAGACCUCGGCUCAUGCUCUUUCUCAACAGAGUGAUCAAAUAACCAAAAAAACUAGUGCAGUUCUUCAACUGGACCCAGAGGAAGCUGAGGGAGAAAAAGUCCCAGUCCUCAUCACAGGUGCCAGUCUGGAGAACAUUAAACAAGCCAUGUUUGAGAUAGAGAGAGUCUUACAAAAACACAUAGAGAAAACAAAAGAGAAUCUUCCAGUUUUGGACAGGCCAGAGGAGUUACUCUUCAUUCCCAAGGAAUGUGCAGAUCAACUAACUGCAAGAAGUAGUUCUUUGUUGAGAGAAAUACAGAAUGAGACUGCCUCACAAAUCAAGGUCAGGCAUGACAUGGAAAAUGAACAUGGAAUUCUUGUAACUGUAUCUGCUGCGGAAGAGGAACAUCUCAAAGAAGCAAUGGAAAAAAUACAGAGCCUUAUUGCAAAUAAUUUAAGUGAGAGUGAGGAAAUGACUGUGAGUCAACAGGAGGGACGUAUUAUCAUGGGGAGAAAGGGCUUACACAGACGAGAUCUGGAAAAUGCGACAGGGACAAAGAUAUCUGUGAGGUUUAAUAAUUCCCGUCAGGAAGCUUUGGUAACUAUACAGGCCAAAAAUCUGCAGGAACUGGAGACAGCUAAAGAAAAGAUACAAAAAGUUAUGGAAAGGAGCAAGUACCCUAAAAGGAAAAUCAAUCUAACUUCAAAUGAGAAGUUCAGGUUAAUUGGUAAAGAUGGAAACAAUAUAAGAAGGAUCAGAGAAAAUCUCAAACAGAUGAAUGCUGGUAUACUUGAAGGAAAAGAAUGGUUGGUUGAGGCAGAAGAUGAAGAAAAUCUGGAUAAAGCUAUGGAAGUUAUAAAUAAAGAAUUGGAGAAACUAAGAAUUAUAACCAAGACAAUAAAAGUAUCUGAUGAAGAAGCUGGAUCUGUGAUAGGGAAGGGAGGGGAAAAUAUCAAACAAAUUCAACAGAAAUUACAGGAGAUGGGGUCAGAAGUUAGGAUCAGUAUACCAAAACAUGUCACUCCAAAGUGUUUUGUCAUAGAGUCUACAAAUAAGGAGGAUGUGGACAGUGCUGUUGCUAUGAUUAAAGAAAGAUUGGAAAAAAUAAGGAGUAUCCAAAAGAAAACUUUAGAAAUUUCACAGCAAGAAGCAAGAUAUUUGAUUGGUCCCCGAGGUGAACAAAUAGCCAGUAUAAGGGAACAGUUUGCAGAGAGAGGAAUAAAUAUAAAUAUCCCAAAGAAGAUGACGGGAGAAAAAACAAAUAUCCAGAUCAUAGGAUACAACGAAGAGGACAUCAAUGAAGUGGUUAACUUUGUGGAAGAAAAAAUAAAGACCAUGAAGUUGAGAAAACACCGAGAUACGUUCUCUGUAUCAUGGGAAGACCGAGGCCGACUGAUUGGUCAAGGUGGUGACAAAAUCAAGAAAAUACGGGACGAAUUAAAACAGAAAGGUGUAGAAGUCAUUUUACCCUCUCAAGCAUCGGAAGAUAAAUUAUUUGAGGUGCGAGUAUUUGGAGAGAGCAAAGAGAAAGUCCAAGAGGCCAUCACCAUGCUGGAGGAGACGAUACACGAAUUGAAACCAAGAACCCAACCACCACAAAGAAAGACUCUGACAUUAUCCUGGGAAGAACGGGGCAAACUGCUUGGCAAAGGUGGUGAAAAUUUUGCAAGGAUACAGAAAACACUGAAUGAGAAAGGCAUAGGCAUGAAGUUACCCCCAAAAGCAAAUAAAGAUGGAUCAUCAAACCUAGAAUUGGUUGGUGAGAACAAAGAACUGGUUCAGGAGGCUGUUGCUAUGAUUGAAGAAGAAUUGAGGUUGGGAGAAUCAAGAAGGAUCCUGUUAAUAACUUAUGCAGAAAGAGGCAAACUAAUAGGCCCUGGGGGUGAACAUGUCAAAAGAAUGAGGGAAAGUCUGGAAGAGAAAGGAAUAUCCAUCAGAAUUCUAGAACAAGAAGACCACAAAACUUGUAGAGUUGUUAUUACUGCACAGAAUGCAGAAGACUUGGAGGAAACCACUGCAAUGAUUUAUCAGGAGCUGGGACUUAAUAGGUCUGUCAAGAGAGUUGACAUCUCCCGAGAUGCAGCCCUUAGUCUCAUAAUGGGGAAAAAGAGGGAAUUACAAAAUCAGUUUGGAGAUAAACUUGAGCUUCAAUUACACAUUGAUAAUCACAAACUAUUUGAAGUUGACGAGAAAGGCACAGCACUUGUAUCAAUAGAAUGUGAAGAUUCAGAAAUUACACAGAAAGUUUCAAAUGAGAUUGAGAAACUAAAGAAUGAAACUUGGACGCCAUACAAAGUAAACAUCCAGUAUAAAGAUUCUACACAAAGGACAGGAGAUAUGGAACAGAUCCUCCGGGAUGUUUUGGAUAUGACCAACUGUUUCUACUAUAAACCAGAAAAAGGUGGAAAAGAGGUGAUCUUAUUUGUCAGAAAUGAGGAGGAUUAUGAGUUAGCACUAGCUAGGAUCAAAGAACAUGCAAAAUUGAAGAUAACCGAAAGCUCUGAAGUCCCUUGGAGAAUAGAUAUUUCCCGAGAUGCUGUUGUUGGACUGUUGAUGGGAAAAAGAAGAGACUUUGAGAACAAGUUUGGGGACUGUGUGAAGCUAAGGUUACCCCUAGAUCAUCAGGCGUCAUUAGAGUAUACAGACCCACAGAUUGCAGAGGAGCUUCUAGCUGAGAUUCAAGAACUGAAUAAAACAAAAUGGUUGCCACACACUAUAAAUGUGGAAGAUGAGGUUGCAAAACAUAUAAUUGGAGUAAGAAGUCAAAACAUCAGUGAUAUCAUUGAAAAGACAAACUGUUACCUAAGUUUUAAGGAAGCUGAGGAUGGUAGAGAUCUGACCAUUUACGCUAGAAAUGAGGAAGACUUCAAGGCGGCCAUGGCCAGGAUCAAUGAAUUUAUAGAACACAAGACAGAUACAAGAUCCACCAAGAAAAUAAAGAUUUCCAGAGAUGCUUACCUGGGCCUGAUUACGGGGAAAAGAAGAGAGUUGGAAACCAAGUUUGAGAAUCAGUUGAAGCUGAAGCUGAGUGUUGGUGAUUUUGACAUUUUUCACAAUCAAGAGGCAAUUUUGUCUGCCACAGCAUCAAUAGAAUGUGAAGACCCCGAGACCAUCAAGGAGAUCGAGGCCGAGAUUGAAGAACUGAAUAAAAUAAAAUGGCUACAUCAGACCAUGAAAGUUGGAAAUGAACUGGCACAGAAGGUCAUUGGACAUAAAGGUGAAACUGUCAAAGAUAUCAUGGAAAAGACAAAUUGUUUCCUGAAUUUUAAGCCUAAAUUGGAUGGAGAAGAAUUAGUCAUAUAUGGCAGAAAUGAAGAAGACAUCAACUCAGCCUUAGCCAUGGUCAACAAAUUUAAAAAGCAACUACCAUCAAUGAAAAGAUUACAGAUUUCUAGAAAUGCUGUCCUUGAUCUGUUAACGGGAAAAAGAGAAGAACUGGAAAAUAAGUUUGGAAAUCAGGUGAAACUGGUCAUCCGGAGCGGAUUAUUUUACGGAGGUAAGGACUCCAUACCUGUGACAAUAGACUGUAAGGAUUCGGAGAUUUUGGAGGAGGUGAAAGCUGAGAUUGAAGAACUGGGUGGAACAAAUUGGCUAGAGCACAAAAUGAUUAUGCAACAAGAAGUUGUAAAAAGAGUGGUUGGAUUUAGAGGCCAAAAUAUUAAAGAAAUUAUGCAACAGACAAAUUGUUACAUGUAUUUUACCCCUACUCAGGAUGGUGAAGAGCUUUCCAUAUCAGGGAGAACUGAGGAAGAUGUCGAGUCAGCCAUCGCUAAGGUCAAUGAAUAUUCAAAGUACAGCUUCACGCCUGAGAGGAUAGGAGAAGUGAGAGUCCCAAAACAGAUGCCACAAUUCAAAGAUGAAGAUGAGGAGUUAUUGUAUCGCAUCGAAGAAGCACUGGACAAACGGGAAAUUCAGAUAACCCAAAAACCUAAUAUUCCGGAGGACUUCAGUUUUUCUAAAGUUGAGCCAUUAAAGAUUUGGUCAAAGGAAGAUUUGAAGAAGCCAGAACCACAAGACCCUACAGAUAACCUUUGGUAUCAGCUGGAGAGAGAAGAACAUGAGAGACUGGUUAACAAUAGAGUUCCUUAUAACGGGUUCGAGGAGAUGAUCAAACUGACCAGGGAAGGCAAGAUGUGGCACUAUCCCAUUGAUAAUGAACAGGGAAUAGAGGAAGAAAAGGACGUGUCCUUUGCUGAUCAUGUGUUCAAUAGUUAA
Saccostrea cuccullata (small rock oyster) is the source of this 4427-nucleotide messenger RNA. Its product is annotated as vigilin-like. The record is from RefSeq and is a predicted model, not a curated record. Gene Ontology annotation, cellular component: mitochondrial small ribosomal subunit; nucleus; cytoplasm. The transcript has 59 exons. Gene Ontology annotation, biological process: regulation of gene expression. The coding region runs from base 12 to 4427 and encodes 1471 amino acids. Gene Ontology annotation, molecular function: mRNA binding; structural constituent of ribosome. Lineage: Eukaryota; Metazoa; Mollusca; Bivalvia; Ostreida; Ostreidae.